This is a messenger RNA of Perca flavescens (yellow perch), 5502 nucleotides long. It is a transcript of the gene prmt2ip, whose product is annotated as chromosome 8 C15orf39 homolog. The transcript is spliced from 3 exons. NCBI's taxonomy places the organism in Eukaryota, Metazoa, Chordata, Actinopteri, Perciformes, Percidae. The coding region runs from base 280 to 4527 and encodes 1415 amino acids. The record is from RefSeq and is a predicted model, not a curated record.
CACCAUCCUCCUCCCUUUUGUCUUUUCUUCAGUUUGUUAACUUCUCCAAAAGCCGCGUGGACUUCGGGCGAGCCGCUCAAACCUUCUGGCAGGCCUUCAUUUCAUUUCGUGGGAUUUUGGCGCAUCCGGACUGACCCGGUCCACGAACAAGCAGAGACUUUCUUUUAUCUUUUCUCUGAAGUUGUGUUUCAUGGAGUCUUUGUGGAAAUCAUUUAUUGUCAACACAGCAACGAGAUUUGGAGCCAUAUCAUUGCACCAUCAUAACAAAGUUACUACACGAUGAGCAGCCAAUCGAUGCACAACGUCGUUGACCCAGUGUUUCAAAGCAAGAUGCCAUUAUUCGACGGGACCAUAGCGUCAAAACCACAAAACAUGUCUGGUUUCCUGGGUAAGCGGAUACUGCAGUACAACGGGGCUUACUUCGCUUAUGAUCCCAGAGGAAAGGACGGAGCAGGAUUCACUCCUCCUUGGAGCAACUCAAAGACUUCUCUGCUGGAUGGUAGAAGUCCUGUAAGUCACCUCUCUGGCAUGGAGGGACAAAACCACAUCAUUUACAGGCAAGACAGCAAUUCUUCAGAGGAAGGCCAUUCUCAUUCUUCCUCUCUACAUCGUGCCCCUGGGAUCAACAGUCCCACAGCGGCCGUGCCAGUGGCUGUUAGAAAACAAAAAACUGGAGGUGAGAACUCAUCUCCCACAUCUGAAAGCUCUGUUUACUUAGCCAUUCCUAAGCCAAUUUAUAUGCAUAACCCCUGCUGUAAUGAACUGGGUUGUGUGAUGGGACAACGAUACAGCGUGGAACAUGGCUCUCCCAGGAUACCGAACACUGUAUAUGAGCAUGAUUGGAUGCAAACUGAUGCUAACUACACUGAAAGACCGCCCAUCCAGAGGAAAGCACAAGACACGCUGCUCCAACAGAGAGGUUUACAGCUUGAUCCCAGUGCAGAGCCAUUAAAGAGGACUGUAGAGACAUGCAGCCCAGGUAAAGCAAGGACUUUUCCUGCUACAAUUGACCCAAACUAUAGCAGUUACCCCUGCACCCCGACUCACACACUGUUUGGUUCUCUAAGUGAGCAGAGCCAGCGUUUACAGACUUCCCCCAGAGGCUACACUAGCUUAUACCCCCCCCAUCCCACAUAUGGGCAUAUGACCUCAGAGAUUUAUCAGGAACAUUCUCCCAUGUCCAAAUAUGGCCAGCUAACACAGCACCCAAUGUUUUACUACUCCCACGCAAAUGUGGAGGUAGAAAACAGGACACAGUUUAAGCGAAGAGAAGAUGUGCCUGUUAUUCUCAAACACACAAUCUCAAACCCCCGGGAGCAUUACAUAGUGCCUCAGUCGCUUCAUGAUGAAAUUCCUUUGCCUAGCACUGAAACAUUGCCAAGUCAUGUCUUGAUGCGGGGUCUUGACUAUCAGUGUUAUGCAGUUCCCAGAUUUCAUUUAACUGCAAACCAACUCCAAGCCCCCCUAAAAAGGCAACAUGCGUCGCCUAGCUUGCACUCUAAUCGCAUAAAUGUUUCCCCAUCCAAACAAUACAUGGAGCACCCCAUGGUCCCUGCAACCAACCUGCAUAAGGACAAACCCAACGACAGCCUGCAUGUUCAGCAAUCACCUACCACCUCACCAUUCCUCAGUUUGGAUCAAUCCAGUCCUACCAAGCAUGUAAGCCAACCUGGCGUCUCACCAUCUAGCAUACAAAUGAACAGAUUUUUCCCCCCAUUCACCAGCCUGCACAUAGACCGGCCUGUCUUUCCACCAACUGGUUUGAACAUGGACAGAAUCCUGGACUAUUCCUCCUGUGAAGCCCAGGUUACAUGCCCGAAACAGCCAAAAAGCCUUCCUGUUUCCCCAGAGGCAUGGCCGCCCCGGUCACCGCAUCACAGUUCACAUCGAAUUCACGCAGCUGUACCUAAAAGCGCAAAUAUCCGAAAAAUUAUUUAUUCCCCUGCUCUUGCACCAGGAAACAAACACAAUAGCCCUGUGUCCAGUUCAGGCACUUCUGUUCUUAAAAGGUGCGUAAAAAGAAGUAUUUCUCACACUUCUUCACCUAUCAAUAUAAAAGAAGAGCUUAGGGAUUUAUGUGAAGUGGAACUCAAUAAGAAACGACACAGGGUGGAAAUGGAGAAUGCACAAGUAGGAAAUAAAACAGAAUCUCCUCCUAUGCCAGUUAUUGACAAUGUUUUCAGUCUGGCACCUUACCAAGCAUACCUGCAGGCCCCUGGCGUGUUAUUUUCAGGCAGAGUACGUCAGAGAAACAUCCAGUCGUCUGAGCACCGUGAAGUCAAAACCAAGCCAGACAUCAGAGCGAAAAGGCCAGAUCGAGAUGAACGGCAAUCUGUUGUCUCUCUGGUUUCCAAAGAAAUCUGUGCAGAUACUCCAACAGAGAAACCUGUUGUAGAAAUCGUUGAACCUAAAAAUAUUAAAGUGGAAAAAGUAGAUCCAUCAGACACGGACAACUCCGUAGAGAGUCCUGUUAGUCAAAGGGACAGCAGCAAAGUAACAAUCAAAAAAGAGCCUGAAGAGACCAUUUCAUCCAACAUUGGGCCCAUGUUAGUGAUAAAGAAAUGUGAACCUGAUGAACUUGAAAGUAAACCCUCUUUAGCAGAUGAAAAUGAGACUUCACAUGAGUCCAAACCUGGUGAGGUGACUGCACCGAUGGACUCAUCUUCUCAGAGAGAUACGUGCACACUCACCCUGCAACCCAAAUCCAUUACUCCACCUCAGCCACCUGAGAGGAAACUAAAUUUCAGAAACAUUCCUCCCCAGUGUCUGAAACUUUCCACCUACAAUCUAAUCCUCCAUGAUACGAAACCUUCUUGCCCUGCUCCACCCCCAGAGAUGCCACCUGCACAGCCGAUAACUGAAUUCAUACCUAAACAAGAGCCCCAAAUGCCAGUCCGCAAGCACUUCUUUGAGUUGCACCAUUGCCUCUGCAAGCAAGUAUCCAACCAUGUGUUGGCUUCUUCAAAGCAGGAGCUCAGAACCUGGUUGUCUCAGUUGGGACUGCUUGAACCAGCAACUCCUUCAGCCAAAGUCCAGAAAGUGUCCUGUUUGUUGGGGGUAAACGCCAGAGAGGUGUGGCUCAAUGAAGAGAUGAAGUCAUCGCUCCAUAAGGUCCUGGAGAGGUUGAGAGAGUACACCGCCCAGGAACGCUGUCCUUUUCCACACGUCAUGCGCACGGGGGCAGUGUUCCUCCCCAUGCUGGUGGUGAAGGAGCUGCUGUUUCCGAUGGUCCAGGGCAGCUUCAUCGACCAGAUCCUGCAGGAGCACAGAGUGGAGCUGCGGCCCACCACACUCUCGGAAGAAAAGAUCCUCAUUCAGCUUCAUAAACGAGCCUGUUCCUCCAGGCUCAGGAGACUGAUGUCCCUCAAACACCUGCCUGACAUCUACCCUGAUGUGAUCAACCUUUUGUAUCACGCCUGUGUCUGCAAACUUCUGGGAUUAGAUUUGGAUGAUCCUGUUUACAGAGAAAAAGAUGACUGUUGUGAGGAGACUAUCAGCUGCUGGACUCCUAUAUUUUCAGACAUCACCGCCUCACCAUCAGAGUCACACCAACAGAGACAUCCGGAGAACCAGGAAACAAAAUCCGAUUUGAACAAUGGAACAAAAAGCAGGGUAAAGCACCGUUCGAGGCAUAGGUUUCCGGACAAUGGUUUGGCAGAUGACACAGAGAAGACAGUAAGUGGAGGCGUGCUGAAUGCAUUUAGUGAGAAAAACUGGAGUGUCCAUCAAUCUGAAGGAACUGAGAAUGGAGAAAGUGACCGUAUUGUUGCAGAGCAGGAUUCUACACUCAUUCAACUUAGCACAACUUCUGAAAAUUCAUGGAUGUGUCCUUUAACCGUGGACAAGCUUACUCCAUCUCCGAGUGACACCGAAACGGAGGAAGAAUACUCCAGUCUGCAGUCCGUUGGAGCCAAGUCUCCGGUUAGAUCCAAGAAUUGUUCAGGCGUGAUUCUCAAACUGAGGAGGAUGUUUAGCAAAGGUCUACACCGAAAAAAGGCCUGCUACCAAGCGAUCUCGGACUCUGGGACAUUUGCUGAUCCUUCCCUUUCACAGACGGAUGAUGGGGAGGGAGAAGUGAACAGCGGGAGGGACCUUCACAGGAGGACGCCCAAAGUAACCCACAGGUGGCAGAGAACAGGAAGCUUCUCUCACGCCUUAAGACCCCUUAGCAGCUCUUCUAAAAGAAAACACAUAUCACUCUUAAAGAUCAAAUACUGCCCCUACUUGUCUGCCUGCCACAGCGCUGAACACAGGAGACGAUGGGUCCUGCGUUCAGCUGUCCAGAGGGCUCGGAGGGCCAUGAGGUUCUAUUACCCAGACCUAGUGGGAAAGAGGAUUCGCCAUCUGUACGAAGAAGAUGACAAAUCAGAAGUGUGGUACAGAGGGGAAGUGAUACGUAUCCAUGAGGCCCACACUAACCCUCUAAAGACUAUAUUUGAGGUCAGGUAUGACAGCGAGCCAGAUUGGAAGUACUACCUCGAGCUACUGAUAGACUAUAAAAACGGCUGGCUCAAAAUUGAAGACUAGUUUCUCCACACAAAUGUCUAGGUGCCAGUUGUGCUUUUGGUCAUGUCACCAAGUGCAAUCAGUUUUAAAUCUGUUCCCUUUACUGUCCAUUUUUGAUGGCCAACAACAAGCGGAUGAGCCCUAAAUAUUUGUUUGGCAUCCUCAGGAAUGAAGUUGGACUGGAUUAUUAUUUUUUUAUGGUCAGCUAAACAUUCUUUGUCACUUGAGACCUACUAGGGUGCAUUCUUUGGGGACUUACUAUAGCCAUUGUGCAACAUCCUGUAGUUUUUUAAGUAUUUUAAGCGCUUAUCAUCUUUGACACAUCUAUCAAUGGCUUUUCUGGUUAAACACACAAAGGAUUAUGGUGCUACAACCUUGCAAAAUGGAUGCAAAAAAAAAAAUCCAUGUCCUUUUUUAGGGUUUUUAAUUUUAAUUGUAAGAAACUAUAAAGUCUAGUAUUUGUCAUCCACUUUUCUGGUUAAAUUGUUUUUGUUUUUUUUAUUCUGAGUGAAGUUAGUUUUAUUAUUUUGCCAGUAAAAAAAUACAAAACCAGCAAAUGACAUGCAAACAUAUAUAAAAGGGUUUACUGUCAAACAGUGCCAGCCACAUGUAAAUAGGUUUACAGUAAUAGUGCCAGUCGGGUACAUCAUUAUAGCAGUGAUUUUGACCCUGAUGAUUGUGGUUGGUGUUUUGUUGUGUGUAUCUGAAGCUGGACAGGCAUUAAUGUAGUUCUGGACUGAAGCUGGACAGGCAUUAAUGUAGUUCUGGACUGAAGUUGGACAGGCAUUAAUGUAGUUCUGGACUGAAGCUGGACAGGCAUUAAUGUAGUUCUGUACUAAGCUGCUCAAAGUCUUUAAUGACACCCGGGCCGAGAUGCCCCCAUGCCAUAGCGUUUGAAUCACUGUGAACCUUAAGACUUAUUUUAUAUAUUUUUCCUUGCAGGUUGAAUUGUUUAAACAUUAUUCUCAUCGUCUUAAAUAAAUGUUUGUAAUCAAA